Molecule: messenger RNA, 282 nt
Organism: Iphiclides podalirius (scarce swallowtail)
Lineage: Eukaryota; Metazoa; Arthropoda; Insecta; Lepidoptera; Papilionidae
Source: the annotation of a GenBank genome assembly
AUGGCUAAUGGACACUUCACUGAGAUAAACAUCCUAAGAACAUCGGAAUGGCAUGGCAACAGGCACCAAGUCAAGUAUGAAUGGACUCCCAAGUACGCCUUGCUCAUGGGACACACCAUGUUUCUGAUGGGUGGUGGGAUGUUGUUCCAACAUUGGGUAGAGGCAUACUUGAAACAGCCCUUAAAUGCGGCUGCUCUGUGCUUUGCUAGUAACAAGGACUGGUGGAAGAGUGAAAAAAUAUUUUGCUGUGUUGCCUCCGCUCUAAUUUGUCAUAUAGGUAUU